Messenger RNA from Parastagonospora nodorum SN15, 1197 nucleotides. RefSeq lists its product as hypothetical. The transcript is spliced from 5 exons. Gene Ontology annotation, molecular function: O-methyltransferase activity. NCBI's taxonomy places the organism in Eukaryota, Fungi, Ascomycota, Dothideomycetes, Pleosporales, Phaeosphaeriaceae. Bases 1 to 1197 code for a protein of 398 amino acids. The record is from RefSeq and is a predicted model, not a curated record.
AUGGAGUCCUCCGCCAUCACCCAAGUCAAGCAGCUCCUCAGCCAAGCCAGCUCGCUCCGCGAGACCCUCUCCAAUGGCGAACGCCUCCAACUCAUGGGCCUGACCGAUGCGCUCAGCAAUGAGCUGCAGAGGCCCGAUGAGGCGGUGUUUCGAAUCACGUUCAAUCAGCCGGGCCAUUAUAUGGCGAUUCGACUUGCGAUACAAUGGGGUGUUUUUGAUGCUCUUGGGGAUGUGGGCGAGGCGGGUAAGACGAGUAAGGAGCUUGCGGAGAGGGCGGGGGCGGAUGAGAGAUUAGUGGCUCGUUUCCUCCGGCAUCUCGCAGCGAAUGGUACGAUUCGUGAGACGGAUCUUGAUACUUAUGCUAGCACCCGGCUUUCUGCUUCGUUUCGCCAGCAAUCUUUCAAAGAUGCUAUAUACUUCAUGUGGGACGACUUCUACAACGUCGGCUGGAAAGUGCCCUCAUUCCUGGACUCAAUCUCUCACCAAAACCCGGCUGACAUCGACAACGGCCCGUUCCAACAUGCCUACAACAUGCCGAACAAAUCUCUGUACACUUACUUUGGCGAAAACUCAGGCAUGGGUGCACGUUUUGGUGGCAUGAUUCAAAUGUACAAUGCCGGCAAGCCUUUCUUCUGGGAAAGAGGCUGGUAUCCCUUCAAAGAGCGUCUAGUCGAUGGUGGCCCACAGUCAGAUGAAGACAUACUACUCGUCGACAUUGGCGGCGGCGAUGCUGGCGACUUAGGCAUUUUGCGCAAGGCUCUCGGACCUGAAGUCAAAGGCCGCCUUAUCCUCCAAGAACUGAAGCACAUCGUCGACCGAUCGGAUCAAAACGGAUAUGAAGCACAAGUCGGCGAUUGGAAUCAAGAACAACCCGUCAAAGGCGCGAGGGCGUACAUGCUCCAGCACAUCCUGCACGACUUCAGCAGCGACGAUGCAUGCCGUCGGAUCCUCAAGAACAUCGUUCCCGCAAUGACGCCCGGCUAUUCGAAGCUGCUCAUCAAGGAGCUCAUGAUUCCUGAUCGAAAUGCGCCGUGGGCGCUCACGGCGUUGGAUGUUAAUGUCAUGCAGUCACUUUCGGGGCAGGAAAGGACCGAGGCGCAGUUUAGAGAAUUGUUGGAGUCGGUGGGAUUUAAGAUUGAUGGCAUGUGGGGACAUCCGGAUGCGGUUGAUGUAGUUAUUGAAGCGUCUUUGGCAUAA